Molecule: messenger RNA, 1451 nt
Organism: Brassica napus (rape)
Lineage: Eukaryota; Viridiplantae; Streptophyta; Magnoliopsida; Brassicales; Brassicaceae
Exons: 1
Coding region: 205-1323 (372 amino acids)
Source: RefSeq, a predicted model, not a curated record
AAUUUUCAUGAAUUAAUUAGUUGAAUUAGUGAUGGGAUACGUUAGAAUAACCAAUCCGGUCUUCUACGAAAAAAAGAAAAUCUCCCGGUUUGAACCGUAUCCCAUAGAAUACCCAACUAAACCGGAUUAAUCACGGUUUAACGUUGCAACACAUUUCAGAUCGACGACCCAAAUCUCAAAUCUCCGAAUCUCAGAGAGAAGAUAAUGGCAGGCGGCGGUAACAGAGCGGAGGCGGAUCGGUGGCUCGUAACCUCAGAGAAGCUACUCGCGUCCUCCGACCUCCACGGAGCCAAAUCCUUCGCGAUCCGCGCCUGCGAAUCCGACCCGACCCGAGCCCAAGCCGCCGACUACAUCCUCGCGAUCUGCGACAUCCUCAUCGCCGGAGAGAUCCGCGUAACCGCCUCCAACCUCCCCGACUGGUACUCCGUCCUCCGUCUCGGGCGGUUGACUCAGAGCCCCGAGCACGUCGCGACUCAGUACCGCAGGCUCGCUCUCCUCCUCAACCCCUCCGUCAACCGCCUCCCCUUCGCCGACAAGGCCUUCGAACUCGUCUCCGACGCCUGGCGCGUCCUCUCCGAUCCGAUUCGCAAAUCGUCCUACGACCGCGCGCUUCAGCCGAGUCAACUCGGUCAACUCGGUGGAGCGAGUCAACUCGGAGGGAGUUUCUGGACGGCGUGUCCGUACUGCUUCGUGCUCUUCGAGUACCCGAGGGACUACGAGGAGUGCGUGAUGAAGUGUCGAGAUUGUAAAAGAGCGUUUCAAGCCGUGAGGAUUCAGAAGCCUCCCGUCGUCGUUGAAGGAGAAGAAGAUGUUUACUUCUGCUCGUGGAGUGUGUUUCCGUUAGGAUUCUCCGGUGAGUUUAAUCAAGCUCCAGCAACGAGGACCAGGUGGUCGCCUAUCUCGCCUCUCAUCGCGUGCCCCAAGAAGAGGAAAGAACCUGCUUCUCCGAGAGUCUUUUACGAUGAUGAGGAUGAUGAUGAUGACGUGUACGUUGCGAUCUCUGAUGAUGAUGAUGAGGUGGCAGUGGAUACUGGUAAAGGGAAAGGGAAAGAACCGGUUGUUGUGUCUAGACCGGUUCAUCAUAAUAAUGGUAGUAGGAAAAGAAGUGGAGCUGGAGGAGGUAAGAGCGUGGGGAGGUUGGAUUUGAAUGUGGAGCUGAGUAAUGACGUGGAGGAGGGUGGUGGGGUUAGUGGGAGAAGGGAGAGCAACAGGGAGGUGGAUAAUAUUAUCGAAGGGAUUGGCUUCUUUGAGGGGCUUGAUGAGUUUUUGAGUAGCUUGCCCAUUCUUUCUGUUGUUGGUGAUGAUAAGAUCAAGGCUACUUAGUCAAAACUGUUUCUUCUUUUGCUUUAGAUUGACUGUGUUCUGUUCUGUUCGUUGUAGGCUUUAGUCUUCAUGUUGUUGGAAUCGAAUCUGUUGAUGUAUAUGGCAAAACUUUCACUCUUUUUGCAUCA